Molecule: messenger RNA, 7634 nt
Organism: Sus scrofa (pig)
Lineage: Eukaryota; Metazoa; Chordata; Mammalia; Artiodactyla; Suidae
Gene: MYO9B
Product: myosin IXB
Biological process (GO): actin filament-based movement; Rho protein signal transduction; lamellipodium morphogenesis
Cellular component (GO): myosin complex; actin filament; ruffle
Molecular function (GO): actin filament binding; ATP hydrolysis activity; GTPase activator activity
Source: RefSeq, a predicted model, not a curated record
GGAGCCGCGGGCGCGGCGGGGCGGAGCGGCCCGAGGAGCAGCGGGCUGGCUGCCGGGCGGGGAUCCGGCCCGGGACCGGCGGCGCGCGGCGGCCGAGGCCCAGCUCCAGGACGUGCGCCCCGAGCCCGGGAGGCAUGCUGAGGCCAGGCCGCCGGCAGGAUGAGUGUGAACGAGGCGGGCAGCUCCGGCCGCCGGGGGCAGGCGGCCUACCACCUGCACAUCUACCCGCGGCUGGCCACCAGCGAGAGCCAGGCCCCGUGCCAGGCCUCAUGCCGCGUGACGGCCACCAAGGACAGCACCACGUCCGACGUCAUCCAGGACGCCAUUGCCAGUCUGCAGCUGGACGGCAGCAAGCGCUACGUGCUAGUGGAGGUCAAGGAGACAGGCGGGGAGGAGUGGGUGCUGGAUGCCAACGACUCGCCUGUGCACCGCGUGCUGCUAUGGCCACGGCGGGCACAGGACGAGCACCCCCAGGAGGACGGCUACUACUUCCUGCUGCAGGAGCGCGACGUGGACGGGACCAUCAAGUAUGUGCACAUGCAGCUGGUCCAGGCCACGGCCGCCCGGCGCCUGGUGGAACGUGGCCUUCUGCCCCGGCCACAGGCGGACUUUGACGACCUGUGCAACCUCCCCGAGCUGACAGAGGAGAACCUCCUGAAGAACCUCAAGCACCGUUUCCUGCAGCAGAAGAUCUACACAUAUGCCGGGAGCAUCCUCGUGGCCGUCAACCCCUUCAAGUUCCUCCCCAUCUACAACCCCAAGUACGUGAAGAUGUACGAGAACCAGCAGCUGGGCAAGCUGGAGCCGCACGUGUUCGCACUGGCUGAUGUCGCCUACUAUGCCAUGCUCCGGAAGCAUGUCAACCAGUGCAUCGUCAUCUCGGGCGAGAGCGGCUCGGGCAAGACCCAGAGCACCAACUUCCUGAUCCACUGCCUCACCGCCCUGAGCCAGAAGGGCUACGCCAGCGGCGUCGAGAGGACCAUCCUUGGUGCUGGUCCCGUGCUGGAGGCCUUCGGAAAUGCUAAAACAGCCCACAACAACAAUUCCAGCCGAUUUGGGAAAUUCAUCCAGGUCAACUAUCUGGAGAGUGGCAUCGUGAGAGGAGCUGUUGUUGAAAAGUACCUGCUUGAAAAGUCUCGCCUGGUCUCUCAAGAGAAGGAUGAGAGGAACUACCACGUGUUUUAUUAUUUGUUACUUGGCGUCAACGAGGAGGAGCGUCAGGAAUUUCAGCUCAAGCAGCCUGAAGAUUAUUUCUACCUCAACCAGCAUAACUUGAAGAUCGAAGAUGGGGAGGACCUGAAGCACGACUUUGAAAGACUCAAGCAGGCCAUGGAGAUGGUGGGCUUCCUCCCUGCCACCAAGAAGCAGAUUUUUUCCAUCCUCUCAGCCAUCCUGUACCUGGGCAAUGUCACUUACAAGAAGAGAGCCACGGGCCGAGACGAAGGCCUGGAGGUUGGGCCCCCCGAGGUCCUCGACACGCUGUCACAGCUCCUGAAGGUGAAGCGAGAAAUCUUGGUGGAAGUUCUGACCAAAAGAAAAACGGUGACUUCUAAUGACAAACUCAUCCUUCCCUAUAGUCUCAGUGAGGCCAUCACUGCCCGUGACUCCAUGGCCAAGUCCCUGUACAGUGCCCUCUUUGAUUGGAUCGUGCUGCGGAUCAACCACGCCCUCCUCAACAAGAAGGACAUGGAAGAAUCUGUCUCGUGCCUGUCUAUCGGGGUCCUUGACAUCUUUGGGUUUGAGGACUUUGAGAGGAACAGUUUUGAACAGUUCUGCAUCAACUACGCAAACGAGCAGCUCCAGUACUACUUCAACCAGCACAUCUUCAAACUGGAGCAGGAGGAGUACCAGAGCGAAGGAAUCUCAUGGCAUAACAUCGACUACACAGACAACGUUGGCUGCAUCCAUCUGAUCAGCAAGAAGCCCACUGGCCUCUUCUAUCUGCUGGACGAAGAGAGCAACUUUCCCCACGCCACAAGCCAGACCCUGCUGGCCAAGUUCAAACAGCAACAUGAGGACAACAGGUACUUCCUCGGCACCCCCGUCAUGGAGCCGGCCUUCAUCAUUCAGCACUUUGCAGGGAAAGUGAAAUAUCAGAUCAAGGACUUCCGGGAGAAGAACAUGGACUACAUGCGGCCGGACAUCGUGGCCCUCCUGCGGGGCAGUGACAGCUCCUACGUGCGGGAGCUCAUCGGCAUGGACCCCGUGGCUGUGUUCCGCUGGGCGGUGCUCCGGGCCGCCAUCCAGGCCAUGGCCGUGCUCCGGGAGGCUGGGCGCCUGCGGGCCGAGAGGGCCGAGAAGGCUGCAGGUCUGAGCAGCUCUGGUGCCCGAAGUCACCCAGGAGAGCUGCAGAGAGGAGCCAGCACCCCAUCGGAAAAGCUGUACCGCGAUUUGCAUGACCAAAUCAUCAAGACCAUCAAAGGAUUGCCCUGGCAGGGUGAGGACCCCCGUAGGCUUCUCCAGUCCCUCAGUCGGCUCCAGAAACCCCGCACCUUCAUCCUGAAAAGUAAAGGUAUCAAACAAAAGCAGAUCAUUCCAAAGAACCUGCUGGACUCCAAAUCCCUGAAGCUCAUCAUCAGUAUGACCCUGCAUGACCGCACCACCAAGUCCCUGCUGCACCUGCACAAGAAGAAGAAGCCACCCAGCAUCAGCGCCCAGUUCCAAACAUCCCUUAAUAAGCUCCUGGAGGCGCUGGGCAAGGCAGAGCCCUUCUUCAUCCGCUGCAUCCGCUCCAACGCCGAGAAGAAAGAGCUGUGUUUCGAUGAUGACCUGGUGCUGCAGCAGCUGCGCUACACGGGCAUGCUGGAGACCGUGCGGAUCCGGAGGUCGGGCUACAGUGCCAAGUACACGUUCCAGGAUUUCACGGAGCAGUUCCAAGUGCUGCUGCCCAAGAAUGCCCAGCCCUGCAGGGAGGUCAUCUCUGCCCUGCUGGAGAAGAUGGACAUAGACAAGAGGAGCUACCAGAUCGGGAAGACCAAGGUUUUCCUAAAGGAGACAGAGAGGCAGGCCCUGCAGGAGACACUGCACCGGGAGGUCGUGCGGAAGAUCCUGUUCCUGCAGAGCUGGUUCCGGAUGGUGCUGGAGCGCAGGCACUUCCUGCAGAUGAGGCGGGCAGCUGUCACCAUCCAGGCCUGCUGGCGGUCCUAUUGCGUGAGACGGGCCCUGGAGAGGACGCAGGCGGCAGUGUACCUCCAGGCUGUGUGGAGGGGCUACCGGCAGCGGGCAGCCUACCAGCGCCAGAGACUGAGCAUCAUCCGCCUGCAGAGCCUCUGCCGGGGGCACCUGCAGCGCAAGAGCUUCAGCCGGAUGGUGGCAGAGAAGCAGAAGGCUGCAGAGAAGAAAAGGGAAGCCCAGCAGGCCACCAGGGAAGAAUUGGCAGAAGGCGGGCCGGGCCAGGCGGCUGGGCUGGAGCCCAUGCAGGGCCCAGAACCAUCCAAGGACAGCAAGCAUUUGGCGCUGGAGCCUGAAGUGGAGCCCAGCGACGGGCCCCUAGGGGAGAGUGUCCAAGUGGAGAAGGAGGUCCCGAGCCCAGAGAAGGCUCUCCCACCACAGAAAAACGCAGUGGAAAGUCACGAGAAAGUGCCCAGCAGCCGGGAGAAGCGAGAGUCACGGCGUCAGAGGGGGCUGGAGCACGUGAAUCUCCAGAACAAACAUAUCCAGUCCUGUAAGGAAGAGCACAUCCCCAGAGAACCUUCGGGAAGGGCCGUCCCAGAGCCCGAGGAGAGCUUCCUGGAAGACAGAAAGAAGAGCAGAGAAGAUGAAAUCCCUUCAGAUUCAAGGACUGAGCCCGAGACAGCGCCUCCUAAAAUGCAGCCUGAGGUGCCCCUACAGUCCAUGCUGGGCAGCCAGGCCUCGGGGGGAACCCAGGGUGGCCACGCAGAACGACCCACCAGCCUAGCUCUGGACAGCAAGGUCCAAGCCCUAGCCCCCAGUGCCUCCCCAGAGACCCCCAAGGACAAGAGCAAGCCAGGGGUCAGCCCCAGGGCACAGGACCGGGCCGAGAGCCCCGGAGGCUCCACCCAGAUUCAGCGGUACCGGGACACAGAUGCCGAGCGUCUGGCCAGCGCUGUGGAGCUCUGGCGUGGCAAGAAGCUGAUGACCGCCAGCCCCAGCGCCAUGCUGAGCCAGUCCCUGGACCUCAGCGAGCGGCACCGGGCUGUGGGGGCCUCGCUCACGCCCACGGAGGAGAGGCGCAUUUCCUUAUCUGCCAGUGAUGUCUCCAAGCUCCUCUCAUCCCCAUCCCAGACCAAGACUCAGCCUUCUACAGAAACCGUGGAUGGGGAGCCCAGCACAAAGAAGCCAGCCAUCCAGAAGAAGAAGUCGAGCGAGGCAUCCUUCAGCACAGACUCGGGGCUGUCCCCAGGCUCCGCCGACUCUAAAUCCACAUUUAAGAGACUCUUCCUGCAUAAAAACAAGGAUAAAAAAUACACCUUGGAGGGCACAGAGGAGACGGAGAACACAGUACUCGGGCCUGUGGUGCUGGAAGCCACCACCAUGAAGAAGACUCUAGAAGCCCCCUCCGGCAACCAGCACCGCCACACCACCAGUGAGAAGCACACCAAGGAGCCGGGAAGCAAAGGGAAGAAGAACCGAAACCUCAAGAUCGGCAAAAUCACGGUGUCAGAGAAGUGGCGAGAGUCGGUGUUCCGCAAGAUCACCAAUGCCAAUGAGCUCAAGUACCUGGAUGAGUUCCUGCUCAACAAGAUAAAUGACCUGCGUUCCCAGAAGACUCCCAUUGAGGGCUUGUUCAUCGAAGCCACCGAGAAGUUCAGAAGCAACCUCAAGACCAUGUACUCCGUCCCUAACGGGAAGAUCCACGUUGGCUACAAGGACCUGAUGGAGAACUACCAGAUCAUGGUGAGCAACCUGGCGGCCGAGCAUGGCGAGAAGGACCCCAACCUGGUCCUCAACACCUUCCAGUCCCUGCUGGAUGAGUUCACCCGCAGGCACACCAAGAACGACUUCGAGCCUCCCAAGCAGAGCAAAUCUCAGAAGAAGAAGCGGAAGCAGGAACGCGCUGUCCAGCAGCACAACGGGCAUGUGUUCGCCAGCUACCAAGUGAGCAUCCCACAGUCGUGCGAGCAGUGCCUCUCCUAUAUCUGGCUCAUGGACAAGGCCCUGCUCUGCAGUGUGUGCAAGAUGACCUGCCACAAGAAGUGUGUGCACAAGAUUCAGACCUACUGCUCUUACACAAGCGGGAAGCAGAUCGAGCCAGGCACUGAGCCCGGCCACUUUGGAGUGUGCGUGGACAGCCUGACCAGCGACAAGGUCUCAGUGCCCAUCGUGCUGGAGAAGCUUUUGGAACAUGUGGAGAUGCACGGCUUGUAUACUGAGGGCCUCUAUCGCAAGUCAGGUGCGGCCAAUCGCACCAGAGAACUCCGGCAGGCAUUGCAGACAGACCCCACAGCAGUCAAACUGGAGAACUUUCCUAUCCACGCCAUCACCGGGGUGCUCAAACAGUGGCUCCGAGAGCUGCCCGAGCCCCUCAUGACCUUUGCCCAGUACGGUGACUUCCUCCGCGCCGUAGAGCUGCCAGAGAAGCAAGAGCAGCUGGCCGCCAUCUAUGCCGUCUUGGAGCACCUGCCAGAAGCCAACCACAACUCCCUGGAACGGCUCAUCUUUCACCUGGUCAAGGUGGCCCUGCUCGAGGAUGUGAACCGCAUGUCACCCGGUGCGCUGGCCAUCAUCUUCGCACCCUGCCUCCUGCGCUGCCCAGACAACUCAGACCCACUGACCAGCAUGAAAGACGUCCUCAAGAUCACCACGUGCGUGGAGAUGCUGAUCAAAGAACAGAUGAGGAAGUACAAAGUGAAGAUGGAGGAGAUCAACCAACUGGAGGCUGCGGAGAGCAUCGCCUCCCGAAGGCUCUCUCUCCUGAGACAAAACGCUCCAUGGCCUCUCAAACUGGGGUUUUCGUCUCCCUAUGAGGGGGUCCUGAUCAAGAAUCCCAAGACCCGGAUGAAAAGCAGCGGUGGCCUGGAGGAACUGGGGGUGCUGCCAGAGGAAGAAGCAGCUGGUGGUGACGAGGAUCGAGAGAAGGAGAUCCUAAUCGAGCGGAUCCAGUCCAUCAAGGAGGAGAAGGAGGACAUCACGUACCGGCUGCCGGAGCUUGACCCUCGGGGCUCCGAUGAAGAGAACCUGGACUCAGAGACUUCAGCCAGCACUGAAAGCCUGUUGGAAGAGCGGGCCAGGCGGGGGGCCUCGGAAGGGCCCCUCGCGCCUGCUCUCCCCUGCCCCAGCGUGCCCGCCCCGAGCCCCCUCCCUGAGGCGGCCGCCCUUCCUCGACGAAGGCCGUUGUCCUUCGCGACGGUCAGAGUGAAGACCCCCCGGCGGACCCCCAUCAUGCCCACGGCCAACAUCAAGCUCCCGCCUGGCCUGCCUGCCUAUCUCACUGGCCGGGCACUGGGCACCCAGGAAGCUGCUGCCCCUGUGAGGCGCCGAGAGCCGCCUGCCCGCCGCCCGGACCAGGUACACUCUGUGUACGUCACGCCUGGCGCUAACCUGCCCUCGCAGGGCCCUCAGGAGACCCUAGACAAGGAUGACCGGCCUCCUGGGGCCAAGCGGAGGUACUCGGACCCCCCAACCUACUGCCUACCCCCUGCCUCGGGCCAGGCCAAUGGCUGAGGGCCCACAGCUGCCAGAGUCUGGACAUCCAAGGACGGCCUGGUGCCGCGGCCCAAGCGCUGGAGCUCCAGAGCCUGCAUUCAGCGGUCUGAGAAGGAUCCGGAAUGAAAAGCUCCAAGAGCGACGUGAGGUGGGCACUGGCUCCAAGUGAGUCCAGGCAGGGAGAGGCCGGCUGAGACCCGGCCACCCUUGCUGAGCCCCCACGUCGCACAGAGGUGCCCGCCCAGAGCACCAAAUCACGGUGGGCAGCCUGGCGUCUCCCAACUUCCCUUUUAUAUGUUUUUGAGGUCACUGUUUUCUUUGUGCGUGGUUUACAUAACUUUAAACUGUAACAGCCUUAACAGAGGACCAAAUCGGUUUUUUAUAUGUGUAUGUACAAACUUUUGUAUUAACGCCCUGCAUCUCCCUUAUAACCUGGACAUGAGUCUUCAGAGCAAAGCCCACACAGCCGCCAAGCUUUGGAGGCUCAGACCCAAUGCUGAAGCACAGCUCGGGGCAGACCAAGGGCUGGGACCCUGCCUAAGGGAUUUGGACACUUGAGGCACACGACUGCCCCAAGUCUAUCUCAGAUUCGUACGCCAGCCUGGCUGACAUGCAUUCGAGGGAGCAGUGGAACCUUCCAUGGUGAUCGAUUGUUGGCUGGAGCCAGGCAGUAGGCGGCCUCCACUCCAGGCACCACAGACCUCACAUCCCAGGGAGUCUCGAAUGUGGCCAUCGCUCCUCUGUUCACUGUGCCUUGGACCCAGGAGGCUGGAGUAGGCCGCCCUUGGCACUGCCCGCCCCCUGUGGCAGAACAAGAGCCCGCAACUCAGGACUGAUCAUGGGUGGGGAGGGCAAGGCCUAGGGUUGUACGUCCCUGCAAGUCUACGGCGACAGCCUGGGCAGCUGGCAUCUCUGGAGCGAGGCUCUCUUCUUAGGCUCAGCUCACUCUCCAGAUACCUGGACACAUGGCCACAGGUCUGGGACAAGAGGCAUCUGCAAGCCAUGUGAAAUAAAAAAAAAGUGCCUGA